AUCCCUCGCACCUGAUUCGCUAUGGGCCAGUCAGCGUCCUCCCCCAGCGCCCCCGCCGCUUCCACCUCCGCGGGCGCCUGCCCCAUCGACCACGAAGCCAUGAAGGCUGCUAAAGCCGGCGGCUGCCCGAUCGACCACAGCGCGCUCCCCGCGAAGAAGGCUCCAGCAGCGGACGCGCCUGCGAAGUGCCCGAUUGACCACGACUCGGUGAAUCCGCUGAACAACAUGCCGAGCCUCUCGCAGGCGCCCGCGCCCGCGCAGGCGGUGGCGUUACCGACCGAGCGCACGCAGUCGACGAUCCCGAGGGACCAGGCGGAGACGUGGGAGUACCCGUCGCCGCAGCAGUUCUAUAAUGCGCUGGUGAGGAAGGGGUGGGAGACGCCAGAGGAGCAUGUGGAGACGAUGGUGCAUAUCCACAAUUUCUUGAACGAGGCGGCGUGGGAGGAGGUACUGAAGUGGGAGAAGCGGGCGAAUGGCGACGAUGAGGUCCAACUUGCGCGAUUUACCGGCAAGCCGGGGCAGAUGUCACCAAAGGCGCGCUUAUGGAUGUUUGCCGGGUGGUUACUUCCCAUGCGCUUCAACACCGAACCCCCCUUCGACCGCCACGACUGGAUCGUCCGCCGCCCCAAGACCGGCGAGGAGGUCCGCUACGUGAUCGACUAUUACUCCGCGCCGCCCGAGCCCGACGGCUCGCCCGUGUUCUCCCUUGAUGUACGACCUGCGCUCGAUAGCAUUAAGAGCAUCCAGCAGCGGAUAUCGGUCGCGACGGAGGAGACCUGGGCGAGUUGGCGGCAGGAUAAGCCGCCGUUUGCGAGGGCUUGAGCGCAUAUGCGUGAGCCUUUGCGCUGGCCGGCGCUCAAAAGUACGCCCCCUUCACGAUAGGUACUAUGCAUGACUUAGAGCGCUUUGUAACUUACUACACUUCUACACUUGUAUAAUGGAUAUCAGGACGUCAUCACU
Messenger RNA from Schizophyllum commune H4-8, 960 nucleotides. Its product is annotated as cytochrome c and c1 heme-lyase. Gene Ontology annotation, cellular component: mitochondrion. The record is from RefSeq and is a predicted model, not a curated record. Gene Ontology annotation, molecular function: holocytochrome-c synthase activity. The transcript is spliced from 3 exons. Lineage: Eukaryota; Fungi; Basidiomycota; Agaricomycetes; Agaricales; Schizophyllaceae. Gene Ontology annotation, biological process: cytochrome c-heme linkage. The coding region runs from base 22 to 822 and encodes 266 amino acids.